AUGACUACUGAAAAGUGUUUCGCCAAAGAUAAGACAACCGGAAGUGUUGCACCUGAUCCAGUGCCCGAAGGCCGCAUCAGACUGUACAGCAUGAGGUUCUGCCCCUUUGCGCAGAGGGCCAGACUGGUGCUGAAUGCCAAAGGGAUCAAGUAUGACACCAUCAAUAUUAACCUGAUGGACAAGCCUGACUGGUUCCUUGAGAAGAAUCCCCUUGGUACUGUCCCAACACUGGAGACACCUGCUGGUGAGGUGGUGUAUGAAUCUCCUAUCACAUGUGAAUACCUGGAUGAGGUCUACCCUGAGAAGAGGCUGCUACCUUCCAACCCGUUUGGUAAAGCUCAACAGAAGAUGAUGCUGGAGCAAUAUUCCAAGAUAAUGCCAUACUUCUACAAGAUCCCGACAGGCAGAAAGAAUGGUGAGGAUGUUUCAGGACUGGAGGCUGAACUGAAAGAGAAGUUUACCAAAUUAAAUGAGGACCUGGUUAAUAAGAAGACCAAGUUCUUUGGUGGUGACUCUAUCACAAUGAUUGAUUACAUGAUGUGGCCAUGGUUUGAGAGACUGGAGAUCUUUGAAGUGAAACACUGCCUAGAUCACACACCGGAGCUGAAGAAGUGGUCAGAGCGCAUGUUAGAGGACCCUGCUGUCAAAAUCACCAUGCACAGCACGGACACCCACAAGGCCUUCUACGAGAAUUACGUUGAUGGGAAACCCAACUUUGACUACGGCCUGUAG
This is a messenger RNA of Scomber japonicus (chub mackerel), 732 nucleotides long. RefSeq names its product glutathione S-transferase omega-1-like. The transcript has 6 exons. NCBI's taxonomy places the organism in Eukaryota, Metazoa, Chordata, Actinopteri, Scombriformes, Scombridae. The record is from RefSeq and is a predicted model, not a curated record. Gene Ontology annotation, cellular component: cytoplasm. Gene Ontology annotation, biological process: glutathione metabolic process. Gene Ontology annotation, molecular function: glutathione transferase activity; glutathione dehydrogenase (ascorbate) activity. The coding region runs from base 1 to 732 and encodes 243 amino acids.